Molecule: messenger RNA, 1877 nt
Organism: Xenopus laevis (African clawed frog)
Lineage: Eukaryota; Metazoa; Chordata; Amphibia; Anura; Pipidae
Gene: aatf.S
Product: apoptosis antagonizing transcription factor S homeolog
Biological process (GO): regulation of transcription by RNA polymerase II
Cellular component (GO): nucleolus; nucleus
Source: RefSeq, marked provisional
AAAAUGGCAGCUUCCUUGUCUGAGGAGUUGGCUAGUUUGUUAAAUCCACAGCCAAAUUUUACGGAUCCCGAGGACGAUCAGGAUGAAGCCACUGUUGCUCGAGUUAUUGACAGAUAUGAAGACGAUGGAAAUGAGGAUGAUGUACCAAUGGUUAGCCAGCUCCGCAGAACUUCAGCAUCUUUUGUGGAUACAGACAGACGAUACCUGGGGAAAGCAACAUCUCGAAAGGAUUUAAAGGCAGAAUUUGGAGGAGAGUUAUCUGAUGAAGAUUCUGAUGAAGAUGGAGCAUCUGUGGAUGAGGAACUGGCAAGUGCUAGUGGGUCAGGAGAUAGUGAAGAGGAAAGGGAAUCUGAAAAUGAGGAAGACGAGAGAGAAGACCAUGAGGAAGACCUUGAAAGUGAAUCUCUCAAUGAGGAAGACGAGAGAGAAGACCUUGAGGUUGGAGAUUCUAACCUGAGUGUAGAUGAGGAGAGUGAUCAAGAACCAGAUACAUAUGAGGAUUCACAUAAACAUGACUCAAGCAAUUCGGGAUUACAAGAUGAUGGCGAAGUUUUGACAUUUUCUAAAGAAAAAGUAUCCAAGGACUUUGAAAAGGGCCAAGCUAUUAAAAACCAAAUUGCUAUUUGGGACCAGCUUCUAGAGGGAAGGAUAAAAAUUCAAAAAGCUUUUCUAUUGGCUAAUCAACUCCCACAAGCCAAUGCCUUUGCAAUUUUUAAGAAGGAAGGUGGUUCAGAGUUCUCAAAAGCCCAAAAAAACAAUUAUAAAGCACUGAAAGAGUUAAUGCGAUCCUUAGCAGAACUGCAAGAUGAACUACUAUACCAGUUUCCAGAGACACAGCAUCUAAUUGAUGGAAAGAAAUGCAAACCAGAAAGUGAUGACGAAAUCCCCAGUGAUGAAGAGGAUGGCGUGGAGGACGAUGUAGAAAAAACAAAAAGGGAAAGACCUCCUAAGCGAAAACUGGAAGUGGAUGAAUACCCCGAAUUUAUGGCAAAGCGUUUUGCAGCAUUCAGAACAUAUCGGAAUAAUACAUUACAAAAGUGGCAUGAUAAGACAAAGUUGUCAGGAAAAAUUGGCAAGGGGUUUGGAGCUUUUGAGCGUUCCAUAUUGACUCAAAUUGAGCAGAUUAUGAUGGACAAGGAACGUUUACUCAGGCGUACACAGACAAAGCGUUCCUUUUAUCGGAUUUUGGGAAAGCCUUUGGAUUCUCCAAAUGUGCCAGAGGCUGUUCCUAAUGAAGCAAUGGAUAUUCAACAAGAAGCAAAAUCAAACUCACAUUUAAAAGAUCAAGAUGAAGAACUGUUUGAUGAUGAUGAUUUCUACCACCAGCUGUUGCGAGAAGUGAUUGAGCGCAAAACCAGCUCUCUAGAUCCCAAUGAUCAAGUGGCAAUGGGCAGGCAAUGGUUAGCAAUCCAGAAAUUGAGGAGUAAGAUCAAGAAAAAAGUAGACACCAAAGCAAGCAAAGGACGAAAAAUUAGGUAUCAUGUUCACAGCAAGUUGGUGAGCUUCAUGGCUCCUAUUGACCACAGCACAAUGAAUGAUGAUGCCCGAACUGAACUUUAUCAGUCAUUAUUUGGAAAGAGCAAGUGUCCAGAUGAAGAAAAGCAAAUCUAGCAGAUGCGGAAGUUAGAAAAAUAUUCCAAACCCAGCCUUGUUCCUACAAAUUGCUACACGGCUUGGAAGAAUGACACUGUCAAACCACCAAACUGGAUGUUUCUAUGAUUGUUACCAUCAAGAGAUAUUUGAUUAUGCCUCAUCAUGCAUAUUUACUGUGUUUCCCAAGACUAUUGCAGUUUAUAUGCUAUUUUUGCAAUAUACUGUUUUUAUCCCUCUUUGCAACUUCCUGGCAAUAAAUUCUGGUACUAUUUUGGUUUUAUAUA